Messenger RNA from Suillus subalutaceus, 403 nucleotides. RefSeq lists its product as uncharacterized. NCBI's taxonomy places the organism in Eukaryota, Fungi, Basidiomycota, Agaricomycetes, Boletales, Suillaceae. The coding region runs from base 92 to 403 and encodes 103 amino acids. The record is from RefSeq and is a predicted model, not a curated record. The transcript has 5 exons.
UGAAGUGUGUAAGCGAGUCAUGUAAAACGAUCUCAAAAGUCUGGUGAUACCGCAAGCAAGAUUGGAUAACAUCAAUUGAUCGAUCGAAACAAUGCACCCGCCCUGCUGCUGUAUUCCACCGAAACAGCUUAAUCAGCUCUCCUUCGUACAGACAGCAAAUCAGUAUUACCACUACGGUCGCUUCGAAUUAGCAGGAGGAGUACUCCCUGGUGCCGUAACCGCAUACCGGACACACGGAGUCCCAAAGAAUGACAAAGUCAUUGUUUUCCCGACAUCUUUUGGGCCUGCACCUUAUGGUGACCCGUACCUCCCAUUCAUGUCCUACAAAGAUAACAUGCUCACAAAGAACACGCUGCAUGUAGCUCAUGUUGUGGAACUGGGUGACGAUAGCAUUGGGACAUAA